This is a messenger RNA of Ostreobium quekettii, 2031 nucleotides long. The record is from the annotation of a GenBank genome assembly. Lineage: Eukaryota; Viridiplantae; Chlorophyta; Ulvophyceae; Bryopsidales; Ostreobiaceae.
AUGCAAGGCAGCGUGGGGCUCGGUGCGCAACCCGGGGUUGCGCUGGUGCAGAAGGCGGGCGGGGGACCCGAGGUCGAUCAGCAGAGGGCGGGAUUGGUCCCUCCCCGCGAGGCGCACCACCCGGCGGUCGGCGAGGGCGGCAGGGCGCGGGGCAGGAGGGAAUCGACGGCCGCCAGGGCGCUGGGCGUGGUGACAUCGCCGCAGUUCUUCUACGAAAUCGAGGGCAUGUUGGAGUUCGCGGCGGCCAGGGAGCGGGACCCGGACAGGCCGCGAUUCCACGUGAUGCCGCGGGCGGGCUGGAUGAACGACCCCAACGGGCCGAUCUACUACAAGGGCCAGUACCACCUGUUUUACCAACACGUGACGACGGGGUGCGAGUGGAACUGGGGCAUCGUGUGGGGCCACGCCACCAGCAAGGACCUGGUCCACUGGGAGCACCUGGAGUCGGCGAUCGAACCCACCCCCGGGGGAUUUGACGCCGACGGCUGCUUCUCAGGCUGCUGCGUUGUCGACAUCGACAACGGCGGGCUACCGACUAUCCUGUUCACGGGCGUCAGGCUGAGGAGCAACCCCGACUGCGGGCCCCUGCCGCCGGUGGAGAACGACCUGCAGCUGCCGUUUAUUGAGACACAGGGCGUCGCGAUUGCGGAGCCAGGCGAUGAUAAACUACGGCUUUGGAACAAGAUGGAUGCUCCACUGAUUCCAUUGCCUCCGAGCAACAUGCCACUGACAGGCUGGCGGGACCCUUUCAUAUUCCAAGAAGGUGGCAAUGGCAAGGAUUGGAUGAUGCUGAUGGGCACUGGUAUCAAGGGAGAAGGGGGUGCUGUUCUUGUCUACACUGCCAAGCAACUCUCACAAGAAUGGCAAUUCAAGGGCCUGUUGUGCCUUGGUGACGCUGACACUGGGGCCAUGUGGGAAUGCCCCUUGCUGAUCAAGCUCGACCCGCACAAGGAACACUCAGCGCGUGUGCCCCUGCACACAUUUGGGCUGCGGAAAUCGUUCUCUGGCUCUGGAUCCUGGUCACAGUCCUUUGAGGCCGUUGGGAAGGUAGAUCUGGAUGACGAGGUGCCUGAGCAGCAGGUGGCCUAUAAGCCAGGGGUUUCAGAGGCUUCCAGAGUUGCCGUGGAUGUGGAUGAGAGGUACCAGUACCUGCUUUGCAUAUCGCCUGACGCUCCAACGAACCCUGUGAUAUGCUACAUGGGGCAGUACGAAGACUUGAAGUACAAUCUGGAAGAUGCCAAGGGGCCAUUUCGAUUAGACCUUGGAGACAUCCUCUAUGCUCCGAACAUUACUAAAGAUGCUGAGGGUCGCAACCUGCUGUGGGGUUGGCUGCAAGAACGCAGGAAGGUAGGGUCUUACGACUAUGCUGGGUGCCUGUCCGUCCCAAGGGUCCUGUCUAUCAAGGGUAACAAACUCAUGCAGGAGCCUGCCGACCAGAUUGCUGGGCUGCGGAAUGGAGCCAGCUGGCAUGACUCUGGAGUCACACUGUACCCAGAGGAGCCAAGUCCGCUUCCUGGGAUAUCAGGAGAGGCGCUGGAUCUGGACAUCACUGUUGAGAGGGGAUCAUCUGAAGCUGCUGGUAUUCUGCUAAGAUCUUGGCACGUCGGUGGAGAAGGGAGUGCAGCCAUCAUCUUUGACUGGGAACGCAACUCCCUGGAGGUUGUCUUCGAGGCAGUUGACCCAGAUACUAUGGAGUUCACCCUGGACGCGGAGUCAAGCCGACGAGUGGGGGGCAACAUAGACCUGCGGCCGGGAGAGCCCCUGCAGCUGCGGGUCCUCAUGGACCACUCCUGCGUCGAGAUCUUCACAGGCACGGGCGAUGUGCUCAGCACCAGGGUGUACCGUGGGUCAGCGCCCGCGGGCGCAGACUCUGGUAUUGACUUUGUGGCCUUUGGGGGGUCUGCAACGCUGGCGCGGGUGGCGGCAUACGAGAUGUCGACCAUAUGGAAGACGGAGGGGGUGGCCAAGGAGGAGGCUCAGAAAGUGCUGGAGGGCAAUUGUCAUCCCAUGUUUGCAUCAUUGUCUUGUUGA